UUGUUUUUCAUUCAGUUCAGGGUUUUCAAUCCGACCUUGGACCUUUGGCGACGAGGAAGUGAAGAUUUUUGGGGGAAGCAGUACCUUGUCAAGUUGGAUUUACAUUGAGUAACAACAACACAAUGGAAGAUUCAGAGAAACGAAAACAGAUGUUAAAAGCAAUGCGAAUGGAAGCUGCUGCACAGAACGAAGAUGAUUCUAUAGGUCUUGAAGCCUCUGUGAACACAGGUCACUUAUCUAAUCCCUUGGCUGAGACAUCUACUCACCAGCAGGAGUCUUUUGAAAAGCCAAGGUUUGAUUAUUACACAGACCCCAUGUCUGCUUAUUCUAGUUUCAAGAGAAACAAGACCCCUAAACAACAAUACAUCUCCUCUCCUCAUCAUCACCAAACCACCUCCCCAGUGCCGCCGCAGUUUCCACCGUCUGUUCCAGGAUCGUUGAGCAGUGAGUAUCUGGGACAUACCAAUCAUGGCGGUUUUCAAGCAGCUCAUUAUGAUGGUAAUAAUCUGCAUACCGGACCAAGAGGGAUGGCGCAUCUUUCACCCUCACACAGAGGUUCACCCGCCGCUUGGAAUAAUAACUUUAGGCCUCCACCAGUUAACCAUUUAGGUCCACCUCAAUGGGUACCUCGUCCUUUACCAUUCUCUCCAGAAUAUCCUGACAUGGGGAAUAAUAGAUUCGGUGGUCGAGGCAACUACAACAAUACUGCUCCACAAUAUUCCCAUUACGGACGGCAGAACUCUAACUGGGCUGGAAACAUAUAUCCUAACUCAGGAAGAGGUAGAAGCCGAGGACGCGGUAUGAACACAAGCUUUGGGAGAGAUGGAGGAAGAAGACCGAUGGAACUAGGGGCAGAACGAUUUUACUCCAACUCCAUGGCUGAAGAUCCAUGGAAGUAUCUUAAGCCAGUCUUAUGGAAGAGUUGCUCAGAUUCUUCUAGUAGCAACUCAACAACAAGUCAAGCCUGGCUUCCCAAUUCUAUUGCACCAAAAAAAUCUGUGACCUCAGAAGCUUCCCACAAGGCUAGCAAUAAUCAACAGAGUCUUGCUGAGUACCUCGCUGCUUCUCUAGAUGAGGCUACAUGCGAUUAGUCAAGCAAUUGAUCAGGACAAUAGGCCUAGUGAAAUACACCAAGUACAAGCAUCUGGAGUCGAUCAGGAUACCCGGAAAGAUCAUCGACGACUCUUUCGAGCUAGGUAUUGUUCAAUGACUAGUGUUCAUUUUCUUAACGAGACACAACAGCGAAUGAUGAUCAUCUUGGGGAGUAGAAUGGUUGGCAUAGGUGUGUUCUACGCUAAAAUAUUUUGUUUUUUUUGUUUUUGUUUUUGCUCAAGAUUUAGUAAUGCUACAAUAUUGUAAAAUCAUUAUCAGGAAAAUUUGUUGCGUGAAUGCGUUUGAAGUGUCCCA
Camelina sativa (false flax) is the source of this 1407-nucleotide messenger RNA. Its product is annotated as protein SICKLE. The record is from RefSeq and is a predicted model, not a curated record. NCBI's taxonomy places the organism in Eukaryota, Viridiplantae, Streptophyta, Magnoliopsida, Brassicales, Brassicaceae. Gene Ontology annotation, biological process: miRNA processing; mRNA splicing, via spliceosome.